Messenger RNA from Ananas comosus (pineapple), 1335 nucleotides. Its product is annotated as surfeit locus protein 1. Gene Ontology annotation, cellular component: membrane. The transcript has 6 exons. The coding region runs from base 177 to 944 and encodes 255 amino acids. Lineage: Eukaryota; Viridiplantae; Streptophyta; Magnoliopsida; Poales; Bromeliaceae. The record is from RefSeq and is a predicted model, not a curated record.
UCCUCCUCCUCCUCCUCCUCCUCCUCCGCCACCANGCCUCCUCCUCCGCCACUGCGGCAUCUCCAUCUCCGUCGCAAGAGAAAGAAAGGGGAAUAUGGUCGAAACUGUUUCUUUUCCUCCCCGGCGCCAUCACUUUUGGCCUUGGGACGUGGCAACUCUUCAGGAGGCAGGAGAAGAUGGAGAUGUUGGAUUACAGGAAGAAGAGAUUGGAGAUGGAACCCAUAAUGUGGAAUGAGGGGCCUUCGACAGGCGAGGAUUUGGCUUCCUUGGAGUUCAGGAGGGUUGUUUGCGAGGGUUAUUUCGACGAGAGCAAGUCGAUAUAUGUCGGGCCGCGUUCUCGGAGCAUUUCGGGAGUGACAGAGAAUGGGUAUUAUGUCAUUACUCCAUUGGUUCCGAGAGCAACUGGGCAUGGCAGUUUGCAGACACCCGUCCUUGUUAACAGAGGAUGGGUUCCUAGAGGCUGGCGUGACAAGAAUAUAAAAGAUUCAGAGAAUCUUGAGAAAGCUUUAGAAUCAAAAGAAGCUGACAUCACGCCAAAUGGGGAAGGUGCCUGGUGGAGAUUUUGGUCUAAGAAGCCUACAGUUUCGAAGGCUGAAGAGCCUAUUACUCCUACUGUAAAAGUUUUAGGCGUUAUCCGAGGAAGUGAAAAGCCAAGCAUAUUUGUUCCAGCAAAUGAUCCCAGUACUGGCCAGUGGUUUUAUGUUGAUGCUCCCAUGAUUGCAUCUACCUGUGGUCUUCCAGAGAAUACUGUUUAUAUAGAAGACAUUAACGAGGAUGCCAAUGCCACGAAUCCUUAUCCUGUUCCAAAAGACGUGAACACCUUAAUUCGUCAUUCAGUCAUGCCACAGGACCACCUCAAUUAUACACUAACGUGGUACUCUCUCUCAGCUGCUGUGACUUUCAUGGCUGUCAAGCGAAUAAAGGCAAAGAAGAUUCGCCUAUAGCAGGAAUUACAGGACAAAAAAAAAAGAAAAAAAAAUUCUCUGCAACUGUGCUUAUGUGAAGUGUAAGCUGCCCCAGUUUUCCAAGUAUGAGUUUUCAUUAUCCGAAAGAAUAAAAAGAAGAAAAAACCUCUAAGAUAAUUUUGCAACUACUUGAUCUAUACAUGAUUUACUUUCAACUUGCAACCUCGGUACCAUUCUCAAUCAGCUGUUGUCUCACCUUUUUAAUUCUUUCUCACGAACAUUAAUUGAUUUCUCACAUACAAAUUUAUGACAUUUGAAGAAAAUCAGAAAACAUUGUAACUGAAACUGGCUUUCCAUUUGCUGUAUGGAAAGGCAAGUUGCUGAAUGUUCAGUUGGGAAUGUUAAACUUGGUUCUCUUCUGUAGUUAAAA